This is a messenger RNA of Parnassius apollo (apollo), 1419 nucleotides long. The record is from the annotation of a GenBank genome assembly. Lineage: Eukaryota; Metazoa; Arthropoda; Insecta; Lepidoptera; Papilionidae.
AUGCGGCGGGGUGGCGGUAGCAGUGGUAGCGGCGGUGGGUGCGGCUGGGGUGGCGGUAUGCUAGGCCGCUGGUCUCUACGACGGCUUCUAUUAGACAGCCCUUUAGUGGGAAGGAGGCUAGCUCAUUCAUUACUGGAUCAAGGUGACGGCAGGCCGGUGAAACUGAAUACACCUGAUCAAACACAGACAAAACAAACGGCCGUGCAAUUCAUUGCAGAAGAUGAAGAGGGUGAAGUGCUGGAAUGUCCGCUAUGCCUAUCCACGUUUGUCGCAGCGGGCAUGGUGCGACUGGCGUGGUGCGCUCAUCGCUGCUGCGAGCCCUGCCUGCGACAGUACCUCGCCAUCGAGAUCUACGAGGCGAGGGUCCCAGUCAACUGUCCCGUGUGCCAGGAGAACAUGCAUCCCUUAGACGUCCGUCGGAUCGUAGACAACCCGACACUUUACGACAAAUACGAGGAGUUUUCGGUGAGACGAGCACUGGCCGCGGACCCUGACACAAGAUGGUGUCCCGCGCCCGACUGCAGUUUCGCUGUGGUGGCAACUGGAUGCGCUUCGUGCCCGAAACUGACUUGCCUGGCGCCAGGCUGCGGUGCGUCGUUCUGCUACCACUGCAAGGCGGCCUGGCAUCCCACGCAGACCUGCGAUGCGGCACGCCGGAGUCGCCAGCCACCACCGAGGGCGCCACAACCGCAGCACGCCGACAUGGAGCACGGGGAAGUGAAGCCCUGCCCCCGCUGUUCUGUCCUGAUCGUGAAGGUGGAGGACGGCUCGUGCAACCACAUGGUGUGCUGCGUAUGCGGCGCCGAGUUCUGCUGGCUUUGCAUGAAGGAGGUCUCCGAUCUCCACUACCUUAGCCCGAGUGGAUGUACGUUCUGGGGCAAGAAGCCGUGGUCGCGUAAGAAGAAAUUGCUGUGGCAGUUGGGCACGCUGGCGGGCGCGCCGCUGGGCAUCGCGGUGGUGGCGGGCGUGGCGCUACCGGCACUGCUAGUGGGGCUGCCGCUGUGGGCCGGCCGCCGCGCGCACCGCCGCCUGCGCCGCGCCACGCCCGCGCGCCGCCGUGCCGCCGUCGCCGCAGCAGUCGCCGCAGCGGUCAGUAGCACACAGCACUCGCAGCACACAGCACACACUGCCGCUGUGGGCCGGCCGCUGCGCACACCGCCGUCUGCACCGAGCCCCGCCUGCGUGCCGCCUUCGCUGCAGCGGUCAGUAGCACACAGCACUCGCAGCACACAGCACACACUGCCGCUGUGGGCCGGCCGCCACGUUCACCGCCGUCUGCGCCCCCACCGCUGUCUCCACCGCGCCCCGCCCGCGUCCGCUUUCGCCCCAGCGGUCAGUAGCUCAGAGCACUCGCAGCACAUAGCACACACUGCCGCUGUGGGCCGGCCGCUGCGCACACCGCCGCCUGCACCGCCGUAG